This is a messenger RNA of Microcebus murinus (gray mouse lemur), 1864 nucleotides long. It is a transcript of the gene OSR2, whose product is annotated as odd-skipped related transciption factor 2. Gene Ontology annotation, biological process: urogenital system development; embryo development; regulation of transcription by RNA polymerase II. The record is from RefSeq and is a predicted model, not a curated record. Gene Ontology annotation, molecular function: RNA polymerase II transcription regulatory region sequence-specific DNA binding; DNA-binding transcription factor activity, RNA polymerase II-specific. NCBI's taxonomy places the organism in Eukaryota, Metazoa, Chordata, Mammalia, Primates, Cheirogaleidae. Gene Ontology annotation, cellular component: nucleus.
CGGGGCCGCUACUAAAGCCCCGGACUCUGGGCCCCGGGCAGCCUGGGGAGGGACGCGGGCGGGUACUGAGCUCCGCGCGCUUGCUGCCGGAGGGUGAUGGCCCUGCGAGGCUGCUGGCUCCGACCUCACUCGGAGUCGGCGGCUAGAGGCUCGCCGAGGCGCGUGGUUCUGGGCGAGCGCUGAGCGCCGGCCCCAAGCACCCCGGGUCUUUUACACAUUCCGCGUCCACAGACGCUGACGAAAACGAGGAUCUGUUCUCGCUUUCGCUGCUCUCAGUCCUCCAGAUCAUGUCCGCGACUCCCGCGACUCCGCGCGGAAAAAGAAGUUUGCCUGGCGUGGACCCAAUGACCUUUCCAAGCUGUGCGUCUCGCUGCCUGGACCGGGUCUGAGCGGCGCUGCCCAGGCGGACCUCUCUGCCGGAGGGCUUUCUCUACGUGCUGUUGUCUCACUGGGUUUUCGUCGGAGCCCCACGUCCUCCCGCCUCUGAGUCCUGGAAGCAAGGGGCGGCCCCCUCCGCCUCCCAGCGUCCCAGAAAAUGGGGAGCAAGGCCCUGCCAGCGCCCAUCCCGCUCCACCCGUCGCUGCAGCUCACCAAUUACUCCUUCCUGCAGGCCGUGAACACCUUCCCUGCCGCGGUGGACCACCUGCAGGGCCUGUACGGCCUCAGCGCUGUGCAGACCAUGCACAUGAACCACUGGACGCUGGGGUAUCCCAACGUGCACGAGAUCACCCGCUCCACCAUCACCGAGAUGGCGGCGGCGCAGGGCCUCGUGGACGCGCGCUUCCCCUUCCCGGCUCUGCCCUUUACCACCCACCUAUUCCACCCCAAGCAGGGGGCCAUUGCCCACGUGCUCCCAGCCCUGCACAAGGACCGGCCCCGUUUUGACUUUGCCAACUUGGCUGUGGCCGCCACGCAAGAGGAUCCCCCUAAGAUAGGAGACCUGACCAAGCUAAGCCCGGGGUUGGGUAGCCCCAUCUCUGGCCUCAGUAAAUUGACUCCGGACAGAAAACCCUCCCGAGGGAGGUUGCCCUCCAAAACGAAAAAAGAGUUUAUCUGCAAGUUUUGCGGCAGACACUUUACCAAAUCUUACAAUUUGCUCAUCCAUGAGAGGACCCACACGGACGAGAGGCCGUACACAUGUGACAUCUGCCACAAGGCCUUCCGGAGGCAAGAUCACCUGCGGGAUCACAGGUAUAUCCAUUCCAAAGAAAAACCCUUCAAAUGUCAGGAAUGUGGGAAAGGAUUUUGUCAGUCUAGAACUCUAGCAGUUCACAAAACUUUACAUAUGCAGGAAUCUCCACACAAAUGUCCCACAUGUGGAAGAACCUUUAAUCAGAGAAGUAAUCUGAAAACUCACCUUCUCACCCAUACAGACAUCAAGCCCUACAGCUGCGAGCAGUGCGGCAAAGUGUUCAGGCGAAACUGUGAUCUGCGGCGGCACAGCCUGACUCACACCCCGCGGCAGGACUUCUAGAGAAGCCCAGGAUCUGUCCCGUGCCGCCGCUGCUCCCCUCCCCAGACACCUCUCCACGUCUCCUUCUAUGGGGGUCCCACCCCCAGCCCUUCACUGACCCCAGCUCUUCCCUUGCUGCAGCCGCACCUGUAGCUCCAGGGAGUUAACUCUUCUCCAGGACUGAGAACUGUAGAAAGGCACACACCACACCCCUUCACACAGAGCAGACGCUAGUUUCCUGUAGAUAUUCACAGCUCAUUUUAGAGCUCUGUACAUAAUGUUGUGGGUCUUUGUUUUGUUGUUUUGUUUGUUUUUAUAUCCUGUUGGAUGCACCUAGAUAUGGAAGAUGGAAGCCAAAUUUAUCUUUAAAGACUGUAUUUUCAAAAUAAAACGUUUUCUUGUCUGUUUCAA